UAACGUCACGUUGCAAAACGUGACCAGAGACCGUGGGCUGUCGUAAACGAGAGGAUACACACAGACACGGUCACAAACGCACUCACGACACCGGUGGGAUCUGCGAGCGUAAACUAAACUGAGUCGGUCGUGUAUUAGAACUGAGUUGCUGUGGUUUCAUCAUGGCCAGAAGCAGCAGAACCGUCAUAUGUUUACUGAGAAAUGACCUGCGGCUCCACGACAAUGAGCUCUUCCACUGGGCUCAGAGAAACGCAGAGAACAUCGUUCCCCUGUACUGCUUUGAUCCCAGACAUUACGUGGGAACGUACAAUUACAACUUCCCCAAGACUGGUCCGUUCCGCCUGCGCUUUUUGCUGGAGAGCAUCAGAGACCUGAGAAACACACUGAUAAGCAAAGGAAGCAACCUGGUGGUGAGACGGGGUAAACCAGAGGAUGUCGUAGCAGAGUUGAUCCAGCAGCUGGGUUCCAUCAGCACUGUGGUUUUCCACGAGGAGGUGACAUCAGAGGAGCUGAAUGUGGAGAAAAAAAUCAAAGACGUCUGUGCACAAAUGAGAGUCAAAGUUCACACCUGCUGUGGGUCAACCCUGUACCACAGAGAUGAUCUGCCCUUUCGCCACCCAUCUGAGUUGCCAGAUGUGUACACUCAGUUCAGGAAAGCUGUGGAGACCAGGGGCAGAGUGAGGUCUGUGUUUCCAACUCCUGACCAACUCAAGCCUCCUCCUCCAGGUCUGGACGAGGGAGUAAUUCCCACAGCGGAGGACCUGCAGCAGACAGAGCCUCUGUCUGAUCCUCGCUCAGCCUUUCCCUGCACUGGAGGAGAAAGUCAGGCCCUGGCCAGAGUCCAGCACUAUUUCUGGGACACAAAUGCUGUUGCUUCUUAUAAGGAGACUCGCAACGGUUUGAUGGGCGUGGAUUAUUCUACAAAAUUUGCACCUUGGCUGGCCAUCGGUUGCAUUUCACCCAGGUAUAUCUAUCAUCAGAUUAAGCAGUAUGAGACAGAGAGAACGGCCAAUCAGAGCACAUACUGGGUGAUUUUUGAGCUACUUUGGAGAGAUUAUUUCAGAUUUGUGGCUGUCAAGUAUGGAAACCGACUGUUUCAGGUCAAAGGUCUUCAGGACAAAUCUGUACAGUGGAAACAAGACAUGAGGCUUUUUACUGCGUGGAAAGAGGGGCGCACAGGAGUUCCUUUCGUUGAUGCCAACAUGAGAGAGCUGGCAUUGACGGGCUUCAUGUCCAACAGGGGGCGACAAAAUGUAGCAAGUUUCCUUACCAAAGAUCUGGGCCUGGACUGGAGGAUGGGCGCAGAGUGGUUUGAAUACCUCCUGAUUGAUUACGACGUGUGCAGCAACUAUGGCAAUUGGCUGUACAGUGCUGGUGUAGGCAACGACCCCAGAGAGAACAGGAAGUUCAACAUGAUUAAACAAGGCCUGGACUACGACAGUAAUGGUGACUACAUCCGUCAGUGGGUGCCGGAGCUGCAGAGGAUCGUGGGUGCUGAUGUGCACACACCCUGGACCCUCAGCUCUGCAGCUUUGUCCCAUGCACAGGUGACCCUAGGCGAGACCUACCCCACUCCAAUUGUCGUAGCCCCGGAGUGGAGCAGACAUGUGAACAAAAAAUCAAGUGCCUCAGGACCUUCACCUCGUGGAAAGAAAGGUCCAUCCCACACUCCUAAACAGCACCGGGACAGGGGCAUUGAUUUCUACUUCUCCAAGAGCAAAAACUUGUGAUCUAUCAUCAACAUAGAAUACUGAGCUAAUGGUCAGAUCACAGCUGACGCACAAAUCUGGACUGUUACUAUGUGGGACACCGUCUACAUUAGGGAACACGUGUUCCCACGGAUUUGACUAUUUAUUUUUGGCUGAUCUAAAUUUAUGCUUUCAGUUCUGUAGAAAAGCACAUUUGUAUAAACCUCCUCUCUUCUGAACGCUGUUUCCUGUUCUGCAGCAGCAGCAGAGGAAACACUUACACUGUGGUUUUCAGACAAUGAUCAGUCCAAAUAUUCUGCUCAGGCAUGUUUAGAUACACCGUGUUAGUAAACCUUUCAAACCUUAAUGUCAAAAGUGUUAUUUUACUAAAUAAAUAAAAAAGGCAAACUGAUCUUUUUGUCUUAUGAAAUUUUGUCCAACAGAGUUACUGUAGGAUUGGACAAUAUUUAGAUUAUCACGUGUUAUAUACAUAUUGUAAAACUUCAGUGAUGUCCGCAGUCUGUUUUUUUCUUCUUUUUUUCCUGUUGUGACAAAUAUACAUUUAUAAUAAUACAACUAUUGUCAUUAUUUUUUAUUCUUGUAAAUUUAAGACAAUAGAGUUGUACAUUUGGAAAUGUACAAUUCACGCAAAUACACUAUUGUUAUAAAUGUACAACUUUGUUGUCAUGCGGUUAUGCCGUUUUCCUACAUUACAUAAUAUCAAUGUUUCUUAUUUACAACUUCUUUUACAACUAAUUAAAUUAUUAAGACUUAAUAUUGACUCUUAACAACUCCAAUGGUUCUAUAAAUGUACAAAUGUGU
Messenger RNA from Cynoglossus semilaevis (tongue sole), 2510 nucleotides. RefSeq names its product cryptochrome DASH (gene cry-dash). Lineage: Eukaryota; Metazoa; Chordata; Actinopteri; Pleuronectiformes; Cynoglossidae. Gene Ontology annotation, molecular function: FAD binding; deoxyribodipyrimidine photo-lyase activity; damaged DNA binding. The record is from RefSeq and is a predicted model, not a curated record. The transcript is spliced from 14 exons. Gene Ontology annotation, biological process: photoreactive repair. Bases 162 to 1730 code for a protein of 522 amino acids.